AUGUCCAACGAACGUGGAAAGCAGCCGUGCGGAUUCUUCAACACUCCUAAAGGGUGCCAUUAUGAUCAGGACUGCAAGUUUAUCCACGAAAGAGUCGGGAGUCCAACACCUUCGUCAUCGUCAACUACGGUGCAUUCUCCCAGACCAUCAAGCAGGUCUGGCGGAAUCACAGCUGGUCAGGGGAACUGCGAGUUCUUUUGGACUUCAGGUGAAUGUCAACGAGGAUUCGCCUGUACAUUCCGCCAUGUUCCCCAGCCACAGACUCAGAAUGCUGUAAAGGCCCCUCUAGCGACGUCCUCAGCGGAAUCUGGCACUCUCGACUUCCUGACGACCAAAGGACUAGCGGGAAUUGACAACAUUUCCUUGGACAAGUUACAUACAAUGGGUCCGACGGAGGCACAUGACAUGCUCAAGAUAUUCAAUAGUCCGACGUUCCAGUUCACAAGCACGGAUCGAGUCAUUCAGUUCGCCCAGAUUCUAGCUAGCGUUAAUUGCCGAAAUUCACAAUGGGAUACGAUUCAGGCGCAGUCAUUUCUUGAAAUGAUAGUUGACAUGAAGCACCAUGUCCUCGCUCGCAUCCGCGAAGUCUUACAAUACUCCCCUAUUGCGUGUCGCGUCGGUACAGGCUUCACCAACCUUUCAUUUCAAAUUGGAUACUUCCCACUUCUUCAGUUCUUUUGUUCAGACCUCAUCCUGAAAACCAAUAUCCACCAUAAUAUUAACACCUUGUACAGCACCCUGAAUAGUGGCCUCGAUUAUAUGCUCGACGUCGUUUCUUCAUGCAUGGAACAAAUGAUCCAGAAUCGAUCUUGGAAGGAUCCUACACCAGCCCUCCCUGCCGCGCGGCAAAACAACCUUUCGGGAGUGGUCGUUUUCGGCACGAUCACCGCCCUGCUUACUCAAUAUUUUCAGCGUUUCAAACAUGCUAUAAAUAAUCAUCCAGACAUCGUCGCAUUCGUUGGCAACCUUGUUCAGUGGUAUGAUGAAUGGGCGAGACUGAUUGCAACGUCGAGCUUUGAUGAUUCCAUUGACCCAGUUGUUCAGCUAUUGGCCUUGGAACAAAUCAAAGAGUCUAUCAUUAGACUGGACGCAAUAGUAAAUCGAGAGCACGCAAAUGUGGAGAGAAAACGAAGACCAGUGCAACCACAAGGUCUAAGAGAAGAGCAUCGAUCUGAAGCAUUGCGGGCUCGUCUUAUUCAGACUUAUGACGGUCCCAGUGCCCUUCAUUUUCUUGGUCCUCGUCAUAGCAAUGAUCACUCUGACAUAGCCAACAUACAUAUCGUCCCUACCCAUGACGAAAUGAUCUCUGCUAGCCGUCCAUACAUUCCUGUCAACCGUCCGGACGCCCCGCAUCAUUUGGCUCCGAAUUCAAUGGAACGGCAUCUGGACAUUCAGUUCCGUCUCUUGCGUGAGGAACUCGUUGCUCCCAUCCGCGCAUCUAUAUCUACUCUUCAGCUUGACUUCGAUGCCAUGCAAGCACCAGCUACAAGACGUAAAACGCAACCAACUCGAUUGGAAAAGUUACUUAAGGCAAGGGGAGGCAUGUAUCGGUCCGUUGGAUGUAACUCGACUAUGUUCCAUAUCUACACAAAUGCGGAAUACUCUCUUCUUCAAGCUGAGCGACGUGGCUUCACGGUCGGUCUUGUUGUCGAUGCGCCUCCCUCAGACCGUGCUCGACACUCUGAUCCCAAAGUCAGAAAAGACUUCUGGGAACAUGCUGGCUCACGACGUCUCAGCGCCGGCAGCCUCGUCGUUUUAGUCGUCGCACAUUCGGGUCGUCUAAAGAUCUAUGUUGGCAGUGUGUCUUCAUCGACAGAUGACAUCAUCGAGUCGUCGAAGGUCCACGAGAGCCGCAUUGAAGUUCGCAUCAAAUUUUUUGAUCCUGACGUAGAACUUGGCGCCCUUCGACAGGAAAAGAUCACUAUUGAUCAGCAUCGAUUCGCGUUCUUGGUGGAUAACAAUAUUAUGUUCGAAUCUAUCAGACCCUUUUUGGAGAAAUUGCGUUCCGUGGAACCUACCUCCAUUCCAUUUUCCAAAUAUAUUUGUGGGGGGUCCCUGGGGAGAAUUGCGGUUGCGCCUCCGAAAUACAGCCGACAGCCAUCUUUCCGAUAUAACCUAGAAUGUCUAUCGAAAGACAGAACCAGGGAGUAUGUCCAUCCAUUGAAUGUAACCGACCCUCUAUCAAUCCAGACAGCACGACUGCAGUUGAAGUCGUCAAGCUUUUUAGACCCCGGUCAAUGUGACGCGGUAGUUGACGCUUUGACACAGGAGAUUGCUCUAAUUCAAGGACCUCCAGGUACCGGAAAGAGUUUUACCGGCAAAGAGUUGCUUCGGGUCUUAUUCGCCAACAAGGUCAAGCCUGUUGUGAUGAUCGCUUUCACAGAUCAUGCACUGGAUCACAUGCUGCUCUCGCUGUUGGACGCGACAAUCACGACAAACCUUGUUAGGUUGGGAUCUCGGUCCUCGGACGAACGUAUCAAUGAAUAUACCUUGGACAAGCUGGAGAGGACGAGGGAUGGUGCUUCACCGCUGGAUCAGAUUGUGGGCAAGGAGCGUCUUUCAAUGCACCGGCUAGAGGACGAGAUGAGAAUAAUUCUACAGCAUAUCCAGAUGCCGUCACACACCUGGGAGACCGUAGCCAACUAUUUGCAGGAGACCUUCCCCAAUCAUCUUGUCUCGCUCGUAAACCCUCCUUUCUGGUUUGGUAAACUGGCAGAAAAGCAGAUAAUCAUGGACUCGAAGAAGAACGGCCGUGAUGUCGACAUCACGAAUAGACAGGAUAUCUCGUUUAUACAGCCUCCACAGCAUACUGCGAAGUCAUCUAAAGGGAAGAAGCAGCAAGGACAGGCAAUCCUUGCGGCGGAGCUCCAGCAGGAUUAUCUGGCAUGCAUGAACAACUUUUUUGUACCAUUGGGAUUCCCAGAGGGCAUGGUUCCACCUCUGGAUGAGCUCCUGGUUAUUGAUACCAUCUGGUGUAUGUCUAUCGAAGAGAGACAAACACUGUCGGCAUUCUGGGAGGAGAAAAUGAGGGCCUCUGCAUAUAACGAGCACAGACAGGAUUACGAAGAAUGCCGAGAAGAGUAUGAAGCUGCUUGUAAGCGAUUAAGUGAUGCAGAAGAUGAGAGUCGACGGCAAUUGCUAUCAAGAAUCGAUCUUAUUGGGUGCACUACUGAUAGUGCGGCUAAACUUACCUCGCUUUUGUCGACCAUAGCACCUAAAGUUUUGAUGGUGGAAGAGGCAGGGCACGUUUUUGAGGCACAUAUCUUGUCUUCUCUUGUGCCAUCAAUACAACAUCUUAUUUGUAUAGGUGAUCCGCAGCAACUUCGUCCUACCUUGGCCAAUUUUUCUCUCUCUAUGGACAGUGAACAAGGCUGUGAAUUGUACAAAUUUGACCGUUCUUUGAUGGAAAGACUGGCAGAUGAUGGGUUCCCAAUGUCCCAACUCAACAUUCAACGGAGGAUGCGUCCAAGCAUUUCCCGCAACAUCCGGAAAAUUCUGUAUCCCAACUUGGAGGAUCACGACCUUGUCAAGAAGUAUCCUCCUAUUCAAGGGAUGGAACAUAACCUUUUCUUUUUUACCCACACGAAUCAGGAAAAAGUUGUAGGUGAAAACCCGGUAUCCGAAGUUAACAUGUUCGAAGUCAAAAUGAUUGUUGAUCUCGUUGUGUACUUCCUGAAGCAGGAGGCUUAUAGCUUCCCUGGAGAUAUUGCUGUUCUUUGCGCGUAUUUGGGCCAGUUACGAGAGCUUAGAUCCGCCUUGAACUCCCUCAAAGUUGCCGUUUCUGUCGAUGAACGUGAUCAGGAGCCACUGGCAAGAGAGGAAAUAGAUGGAGAAGGGUAUAUGGAACAAGUUACCGUGUCCGAGCAUGUUCGACUAGGCACGGUUGAUAACUUCCAGGGCAAGGAAGCAAAAAUCGUCAUUAUUUCUCUUGUCGGAAAUUCUGGAUCGUUCGAUAAUGAUGAAUCAAUUGGCCUCCUGAAGUCUUCCAAUCGAAUCAAUGUUGCUCUUUCGCGUGCUCAGCAUGGACUGUAUAUCCUUGGAAAUGCUUCUAACCUUCGUCAAAAUCCGACCUGGAAGACUAUCAUAGACGAAAUGGGCCAACGAGACCAGAUCGGGUUUGGAUUUCCCGUGAUAUGCCCUCGUCACCCAAGUCAGAGGAAUAUAAUUACUACUCCGGGUCAACUCAGUGCUGUAGCACCAGAAGGUGGUUGCUGCUUGCCUUGUGAUUAUCGUAUGGACUGCGGCCACAAGUGUCCUUCUAUGUGCCAUCUCGAUCUCGAUAAUCAUCGCAGUAUGCGGUGCGAUAUGCCAUGUCUCCGAACCCCAUGUCCUCGGAUGCAUCCGUGCCCUAAGAAUUGCUCGGAUGAAUGUGGCCCGUGCGAAUUUCCACUUUACAAUGUUGCACUACCUUGCGGCCAUAAAGCAUCGAUUCCAUGCCACCAAGCGGAAAACCUGUCUUCAGUUUUCUGUCGCGAAGAGGUCACAAAACAGUUGUCGCUUUGUGAACAUGAAGCAAUUAUGUGCUGUUCCGACGAUCCCCAGAAGCACAAAUGCCUCAAGGCUUGCGGAGGAACUAUGUCGUGCUGCGAAGAGACGUGCAAGUCCUUUUGUGGGGACUGCACGGAACUUACUCUGCCAGGAGCUCGAGGGAUCCAAGUAUUUCUCGGUGUUCAAAUCAAACGCAUCUUGCACAAGUCACAUCAAUGCGAGCGCCUCUUAUUCUGUCAGCACAAAUGUGGUCUUGACUGUUCUCGAGACCAUGAGUGUAAUACCUCGUGUGCGCUGGAAUGUCGUCAACAUUGCUCUCACUACAAGUGUCCCAAACCAUGUGCUCAGGACUGUGCACCUUGUGCCGAACCAUGCGAUUGGAUCUGUCCUCAUUUUCGCUGUCCAGUUCUAUGUGGAUCGAUAUGUGCACGUCUACCUUGUGAUGAACCAUGUCACAGUGUUCUUCAGUGUGGCCAUAUCUGCUCUUCAGUAUGCGGUGAGCCAUGCCGUCAGCAGAAGUGCAUCGAAUGUCUUCCCGACGAAGACAAAUUGGACAUCGUAGAUUUUGUCAUGCAGCGGACACUGGCAGAUAUACGUAUUGGAUCGGAGGAUAUCAGCGAAAGAUUGAUUACUUUAAAUUGCGGACACAUCUUCACAGUGGGGACAUUAGAUGGUCAUUGUCAAAUGACCGACUAUUACGAGGUCGACGCACUGGGUUCCUACACGGGUAUGAAAGCUCCUCCCGCCGAAUUUCAGCGACCACCCAGCUGUCCUGCCUGCCGGGCACCCAUUACAGCUCGGCGGUACGGAAGGAUCCUCAAGCGAGCGAACCUCGACAUUUUGGAGCAGAAUGUGGCCAGUAUGAUGUCUCAACGUCUGGUCGAGGUCGUCUCACACGUUGAGACCUUCAGCAAUGGUCUGGCGGGGGUGGAAGCUUUGGCUAAAGAACUAAAAGCUGCGCCGGACUUCGAGUGUUAUCCUGCGGAUGAGUUCGAGGACCUAGUCGAAAGAUGGAAAGGCUUUAUGACUGAGAAGGCAGACGAAGUCUUAAGCCAUGAUGUUUUCACUGCUAGGUCUAUGGUUACUCUCCAUGGUUUGUCGGACUUCGAGGCCAAAACAUGGAUGGCUAUUAUUGGAGAUUUCCACGCAAUCUACAAAAGGGUAGCUAACAUUACGAAGACGCGGUCCAUCCACGUGCGCGCUUACGAAUCCGCUCUUUCUACUCUCUACCGUUUGGAACUUGGACAUCUUGUUGCCGAACCACCGUCGAAAACACUCCAGGAGCCCCUAAAAAAUAUUGCAAUGCGCAAUGUUGACCAGAAGAUCGGGCAACCUCCUCAUAAGGCCGAUCGUCGUUAUCAUCUCGAAGCAUUCAUAUUAUCUGUCGAGUUGAGGCUCAUGUUAGGAAGCAUCGCCCGUUCUCGGUUUGAGGCACUUCCAAUGAUUUCCGACGAACCUGCAGCUCUUCAUCAUAAAUCAUGCGUUGUCGACUGUCGAAAGGCUAUCACCAUCGCUCACGCAACUUCUUCACCACGUCUGGCUGCUCGUUCCACCAGCUUGAUGCUCUGUUCAGAGUUUGAACAGCAUGCGCUCAAAAGUGCGGAAGUCCAAGCCGACAAGAAGAAGCUGAAUAACCGUUUGAGAGAGCUUGAACGGUCAUACUUCGCAAGCCGUCCGUCGGGUGAUCGUCGAUGGUUCCAUGGGAAUUGCGGCGCCAAAGUCAUGCGCUGCAUUGCAGAAUGCGGGAAAUUGGAAGAUCACCUUAUGAAGGACACCGAGAAACAAGACAUCGUGAAAUCCUUUGGGUUUUCGCAUCGAGGUCAUUUCUACAACUGCAUAAAUGGUCACACGUUCGUUAUCACAGAGUGCGGCGCAGCGCUCCAGGCUAGCCAAUGUCCCGAAUGUAAAGCUCCGAUAGGCGGUAGAAACCACGUUCUUGACCCCUCCAAUACCCGCGCUCGAGAAUAUGAAGACAUGUCACAGCAGCAAAGUGGGCCUGCAGACCCGUGGGCAUGA
Molecule: messenger RNA, 6504 nt
Organism: Desarmillaria tabescens
Lineage: Eukaryota; Fungi; Basidiomycota; Agaricomycetes; Agaricales; Physalacriaceae
Exons: 31
Coding region: 1-6504 (2167 amino acids)
Biological process (GO): regulatory ncRNA-mediated heterochromatin formation
Cellular component (GO): nuclear RNA-directed RNA polymerase complex
Molecular function (GO): helicase activity; metal ion binding
Source: RefSeq, a predicted model, not a curated record